AUGUUUGAAAAGCGGAUCAGUAAGAUGAGUACGAUUGACAAUAGCAUUCCGUUCCUCCUCGGUGAUCAACCGUGCACUGAUCUCGCGUCGGAGGGCGUCAAGAAGGGGCUUGGUGUAAACGUAAUAGAUUCCCAGGGAAAGACAGGCUUGGUACAGGAGUACGUCCUGGAGAAAGUUUGUGCCGGUGAGUCUUACUUCUUUGGCUUCGAGACCGGGUUUCGUGGUAAAGAUGUCCAGGAGACGUUCUAUACUCUCGACGUCCACGUUUCCAAAUACGCGAUAUUGCGUGACGGACUCUUUGGUCUGCAUUAA
Messenger RNA from Parastagonospora nodorum SN15, 312 nucleotides. RefSeq lists its product as hypothetical. The coding region runs from base 1 to 312 and encodes 103 amino acids. The transcript has a single exon. Lineage: Eukaryota; Fungi; Ascomycota; Dothideomycetes; Pleosporales; Phaeosphaeriaceae. The record is from RefSeq and is a predicted model, not a curated record.